Messenger RNA from Drosophila busckii, 965 nucleotides. RefSeq names its product post-GPI attachment to proteins factor 2 (gene PGAP2). The record is from RefSeq and is a predicted model, not a curated record. Lineage: Eukaryota; Metazoa; Arthropoda; Insecta; Diptera; Drosophilidae. Bases 114 to 881 code for a protein of 255 amino acids. Gene Ontology annotation, cellular component: endoplasmic reticulum membrane; Golgi membrane. The transcript has 2 exons. Gene Ontology annotation, biological process: GPI anchor biosynthetic process.
UGUACAACAUGAGCAUUGGUUAAAAGGUUAAUAACCAAUACACAAGAACAGUAAAUAAUGUGAGUCGCCACGCCCGCAGCAAACUAUAACUAUACACCCCCGCCCGCCCAGCAAUGUUGCCCACAUACGAGCGCCUGAACGAAUCAAAGAAGGUAUUCUUUCGAUUACCCUUUGCAAAGUUGGCAGUUAUUGCCGUCAGCCUACCACUGGGUGCAUUCUUUUUCUGCGUGCUUUGGUCACUAAAGUACGACUUUGUGCGCUCCACCUUUACACACUGCGACGUGGCCAAUUAUUUACCUUCAGUGUCUGCAGCUAUAGGCAACUACGAGCCCCAGAAAACGGUAUGGCGCCUAGCCAUAUUUCUACACUUGCCGAUGCGGCUGGCUGUGGCCAAAAUGUAUUUGGAGUAUUACAGGGAAAACAUAAGACGAAAUCGACGUAUGUUCGGCAUACUAGCCUGCACGUUGAAUGUGAUUGAAGAUUUUGCGCUGUUCUGCUUAUCGCUAUGGACAUCGGCUGAUAAUUAUGAGAUACACCGCAAUUCGUUCGUGGUGUUUAUCGCAUGCAGCGAGUGUUAUAUGCUGAUCUCUUAUAUGCUCAAUAGAAGCGCGAGAAAGGUAGUGCUGCUGCCGCAAGAAGAGAAGUCUUUAAAAUACAAACGCAAUCUAUUUCUGGUCAAUAUUGUGGCCUUCGGCCUAGCCGGCUACUGCUUUGUGCGGCACAAUGCACGCUGCGAAAGGGGAGUCUAUACAUUCUUUGCGUUGUUCGAGUACAUAGUGGUGCUUACCAACAUGGGCUUCCAUAUGACGGCCUAUUGGGACUUUUAUGCACUCAAUGUGGUCUGCGAUGCUAAGAACGGUCUCUACCUAACGCAUUUUUAAUUGUAAAUACGCGGUAUUAGCUUAAGCUCAAAGUUUACUUAAUUUUUGCUUAAAUUAUAUAGUCAGCUUGGCUCCUAAAUUCGA